Messenger RNA from Arachis ipaensis, 327 nucleotides. The record is from RefSeq and is a predicted model, not a curated record. Lineage: Eukaryota; Viridiplantae; Streptophyta; Magnoliopsida; Fabales; Fabaceae.
AUGGCUAAAAGAAGAAGUAUUAGUAGUAGAGGAGGAUUAUUAUGGAGGAAGGGAAAGGGAGGGUUGUUACCAAUGAUGAAGAAAUUGUUGUUCUCAUCAUCGUCACGUGAUGAUGAGAAAGGAGUGAAAGAGGGGCAUUUUGUGGUGAUUGCAACACAAGGUUGGAAGGAAGAGAGGUUCUUCAUUGAAUUGGGGCAUUUGGAUAACCCUGACUUUGUUCAACUCUUAAAGCAAGCUGAAGAGGAGUACGGUUUCUCUCAGGAGGGCGCACUUGCUAUUCCUUGUGACCCUCUUUAUUUGAAGACAAUCAUUUCCACCAAAAAUUAA